Molecule: messenger RNA, 642 nt
Organism: Adineta steineri
Lineage: Eukaryota; Metazoa; Rotifera; Eurotatoria; Adinetida; Adinetidae
Source: the annotation of a GenBank genome assembly
AUGAAUACAUUCAUUGGAGUAAUUGUUGUUGUUCUAAUUCAACAACAUAUUCAACUAACUCACGGAAUUUCAUGCGCAUCGGAUCCAUGUAGACUCUUAGGUACUGCUUACGGUCCAUAUACUGGUCAUUGUUGUUAUGAUGUCCCGGGCUCCACUGAUUCUGUAUGCGUAUGUCCAAAUAAUGUUGCGCCUGUUCUCAAUGGACCUUGUCUUACGGGUACAGCAGUAGUAAGUCCAACAACUUGUAAUCGAGCAUGCGUCAAUGGUGGUGUAUGUAAUAUCGUCAGUAAUCAACAAGUAUGUUGGUGUACAUUAGGUUAUUCAGGCUCAUUUUGUGAAAUACAAGGUAUUGCAACUCGUUGUGCAACUGGACUAUGCCAAUCUGGCACUUGUGUUGAACAAUCAGUAGGUACAAGUUUAUUUGCUUAUUGUCAUUGUAAUCCAGGUUGGUCAGGACCUACAUGCAGUCUAAACUAUUUUACUUGUACAACAGCAGGUGUUUUUCCUGAUACAGCAUAUUGUGCAACGGGUCGAUAUUUCUAUUGUGCUGCUGCAGGUGGUGCUCCCGUUAGUGCUAUGUGUCCCGAUGGUCAAAAAUUCGAUCGUUUAACAAACGUUUGUAGUACAACAGCUACUUGUUAA